UUCCCGACCCAGCUAAGGGGUGAUGCCACCCUGAGGUCUGCCCAGCCUCCGACUGGCCCUGAACCCCUCUCCCGUUAAGGAGGGGAUGCUGCGGGCAAGGCGGGGCCGCGCACCGUGGGAGGAGCGCGCAGCCUGGUUAGGGGGAGGCCCGCGCCCCCCGCGCUCCGCAGUGCCUGGCGCGCCCGCGCACGCUCACUCGGGGCGCCCUGCGGGCGGGGCGGCGCUGACGUCAUCCACUGACCCCCACCCUUACCCCCUGGCCGAGGGGCGGUGGCUGCUCAGGCUCCGCGGGACGGACUCAGAGACGGACCGGCGACGGAGGGACGGGCGCACGGCCAGGCCAUGCCCGGGGAGGCUGCCCGCACCGAGCUGCUGCUGCCUGAGGCGGGCGGGCCCGGGCCCCGCACAGAUCCGUCCUGUGAUGCGGCUGCAGCCACCACCCCGAGAGGGAACCAGCUGGAGCACUGUACCCUGACCCCCGGGCCCAGCGCCCUGGCCCUCACAUUCCUGCCCAGCAAGCCGGGUGCCCGGCCCCCACCAGAGGGAGCCAGCUGGGAUGCAGGGCCUGGCACUCCUUCGGCCUGGGCAGUCCCCGCGGAAGGUGGCGGCCCCAGCCCCAGGCCCCCCGAGGUUCGGCCUGCCGAGGGUCCUCUCCUAGCCACCCUGGAGCCCCGGAUUGUGAUGGGCGAGGAGACACGCUGGGCGCCCCAGCCUCCCAGGGCUGCCUUGCCAGAGCUCAGGGACCGGGAGAGUGGGCACACCAGCCUGAACCCACCCCCGGAGUUGUGUUCUCAGGGUGACCCUCCUGUGCCUUUCCCUGCUCUGGACCCUGAUUCCUACUUCACGCCUCCCUCUACCCCCACCGAGACCGCCUCUGCCCUGCUCUCCGGCCCCGGGCCCUGCAGGGACGCCCAGGACACCCAGCCUGAGCCAGGGGACUCACCACCUGCCUCGCCCUCAGGCUCCUACAUCACAGCGGAUGGGGACAGCUGGGCCUCGUCCCCAUCCUGCUCCCUGAGCCUGCUGUCCCCAGCUGAAGGGCUGGACGUUCCCUCCGGCUGGGGCUUCUCCCCACUGGGGUCCGUAGUGGACGAGCAGGAGCUGCCCCCUCCCGGGCCCCCAGGCUCCCUGUCCUCAGAGUCCAGCCUCUCGGCAGACAGCAGCUCUUCCUGGGGCCAGGAGGGCCACUUCUUCGAGCUGGACUUCCUGGCCAAUGACCCGAUGAUCCCUGCCGCCCUCCUGCCCUUCCAGGGCAGCCUAAUCUUCGAGGUGGAGGCAGUGGAGGUGAUGCCGCUGCCCCCCGAGAAAGAGGAGGAGGAACAGGAGGAGGAACAGGAGGGAGAGCAGGAGGAGGAGGCCCCCGCCCCCGAAGGGGACCUGGCCGGGGAUGGGGAGGACGACAGCACCUUUGCCUCCUCCCUGCAGUCGCUGUCUGACCUGUCCAUCACCGAGGGCAUGGACGAGGCCUUCGCCUUCCGGGACGACACCUCGGCAGCCUCCUCUGAGCCCGACUCGGCCUCCUACGCGGGGGCCGAUGACGAGAAGCUGUACAGCGGAGAGCCCCACGCCCAGCCCACCACCCUGCUCCAGGACAGCCCUGGUGAGCCCCCGUCCUGGGGCCCGGAGCCCGCUCCUGGGGUCUCAGAGGGAGAGGCCAGCCACGCCACCGAGAGCCAGGAACCGGUGGCUGAAAUAACUGGGGUGGACCCCGCCUCAGGCCAGGCGUCCACUGCAGCCAUGGCCCCUCAGUCUCUGAAGGAAGUCCCAGGUCUCACCGGGCUGACCCCUCAGGCCCUGGGGGAAGAGGCAGACUCCACUGUGGGACCAGUGCCUGUUGCCACAGCCACACCUCAGCCCCUGCAGGAGGGAGACAGCGCUGCCUUAGGCCUGGAGCCUGGGAUUGCGCAGGAAGAGGCGGGUUUCACGCCAAGCCCAGACUCUCUGCAGGAUCUGAAGGAGGAAGCGGGCCAGGGACCUGCCUCUGCGGCCAGUCCUGAACCUCAGCCUGGAGAAGUGGACCUGGCCACACCCCUGCUCCUGCAGGAUGCAUGCCUCUCCUCAGGCCAGGGGUCUGCCGCUGUGGCCAGCCAUCAGGCCCUGCUGACAGAUGCAGGCUGCCCCCCAGGGACUGAGCCUGUGGCCACCUCGGCCUUGCAGGAAGGAGACAAGACUUUGGGACUGCAGCCAGUGCCUGAAGAUAGGAACACAGGCCACACUGGAGGUCCAGAGCCUCUGGCCUUGGACCAGGCCCAUCAGGGUGGCCCAGAGCCAGCUGCAGAUGAUGAGACACUCUGGGCCUCACAGGAAGAUGCGAGCCCCCCCAAGCCUGCCACAGAGGCCCCAGACCCCACUGAGCCUGCCACGGAAGCUCCGGACCGCCGCAAGCCUGACACGGAGACCCUGGAUGCCCCCGAGCCUGCCACGAAGGGCCUGGACAGCCCCGCGUCUGCCACGGAGGCCCUGGACGCCCCCGCGUCUGCCACGGAGGGCCUGGACGCCCCCGAGCCAGACAUGGGGGCCCUGGACACCCCAGAGCAUGCCAUGGAGGGCCUAGACAGCCCCGAGGCUGACAUGGAGGCCCUAGACAGCCCCGAGCCAGACAUGGAGGCCCUAGACAGCCCCGAGCUGGACAUGGAAGCCCUGGACAACCGCAAGACUGACACGGAAGCCCUGGACCCCCUUGAGCUUGCCUCAGAGGGCCCAGACACCUCCGAGUCUGAGACGGAGGCCCUGGACACCCUUGAGCCUGACACGGAGGACCUGGACACUCCUGAGCCUGCCAAAGAGGGCCCGAACACCCCCGAGGCUGACAGGGAGGCACUGGACACCCCUGAGCCUGACACAGAGGCCAUGGACACACCCAAUCCUGACACAGAGAGCCUGGACAACCCCGAGGCUGAUACAGAGGCCCUAGACACCCUUGAGCCUGACACAGAGAACCUGGACACCCCUGAGCCUGACACAGAGGGCCCGGACAUCCCCAAGCCUGACACCGAGGCCCUGGACACCCCCGAGGCUGACACUGAGGCCCUGGACACCCCUGAACCUGCCACAGAGAGCCUGGACACUCUUGAUGCUGACACAGAGGCCCUGGACACCUCUGAGCUGGACGCGGAGGCCGUGGACACCCUUGAGCCUGCCAUGGAGGGCCCAGACAUCCCUGAGCCUGACACAGAGGCCCUGGACACCCCCAAGCCUGCCACCAAGGGCCCAGACAUACCCGAGCCUCACACGGAGGCCUUAGACGCCCCCCAGCCUGCCAUGGAGGGCCCAGACACUCCUGAGACUGACACAGAGGCCCUGGACACCCCUGAGCCUGCCAAAGAGGGCCUGGACACCCCCGAGCGUGCCACGGGGGCCCUGAACACCCCUGAGCGUGCCACAGAGGACCUGGAUGCCCCCAAGGCUGACACGGAGCCCUUGGACACCCCUCAGCCUGCCACAGAGAGCCCGGAUACCCCAAAGCCUGCCAGGGAGGGCCCGGACUCCCCUGAGCCUGACACGGAAGGCAUGGACACCCUUGAGCCUACCAUGGAGGGCCCAGACAUCCCCGAGCCUCACACGAAGGCCCUGGACCACCCCCAGCCUGCCACAGAGGGCCCAGACACCCCUGAGACUGACACAGAGGCCCUGCCUGAGCCUGCCAAAGAGGGCCUGAACACCCCCAAGGCUGACACGGAGCCCUUGGACACCCCUCAGCCUGCCUCAGAGAGCCCGGAGACCCCCAAGCCUGCCAUGGAGGGCCUGGACUCCCCCGAGCCUGACACGGAGGAGCUGGACACCCCCGAGCCUGCCACGGAGGCCCUGGACACCCCCGAGCCUGCCACGGAGGCCCGGGACACCCCCGAGCCUUCCACAGAGGGCCCGGAGACCCCCGAGCCAGCCACGGAGAGCCCAGACACCCCCGAGCCUGACACGGAGGCCCUAGACACCCGCAAGGCUGACACGGAGGGCCCGGACACCCCUCAGCCUGCCAUGGAGGCUCUGGACACCCUCGAGCCUGCCACAGAGGGCCCUGACACACUCGAGCCUGCCACAGAGGGCCCUGAGACCCUUGAGCCUUCCACGGAGGGCCUGGACUCCUCCAAGCCUGACACAGAGGCACUAGACACCCCCGAGCCUGCCACAGAGGACCUGGACACCCCUGAGCCUGCCACGAAGGGCCCAAACACCCCUGAGCCUGCCAUAGAGGGUCCGGACUCCUCCAAGCCUGACACAGAGGCACUAGACACCCCCGAGCCUGCCAUGGAGGGCCCGGACACCCCUGAGCCUGCCAUAGAGGGUCCGGACUCCCCCAAGCCUGACACAGAGGCACUGGACACCCCCAAGCCUGCCACAGAGGACCCGGACACCCCCGAGCCUGCCACAGAGGGCCCGGACACCCCUGAGCCUGCCACAGAGGGCCCGGACACCCCUGAGCCUGCCAUAGAGGGUCCAGACUCCCCCGAGCCUGACACGGAGGCCCUAGACACCCGCAAGGCUGACACGAAGGGCCCGGACAUCCCCCAGCCUGCCACAGAGGCCCUGAACACCCGCAAGCCUGCCAUGGAGGGCCCUGACACCCCCGAGCCUUCCACGGAGGGCCCGGACACCCCUGAGCCUGCCACGGAGGGCCUGGACUCCCCUGAGCCUGACACAGAGCCUUCCACGGAGGGCCCGGACACCCCUGAGCCUGCCACGGAGGGCCUGGACUCCCCUGAGCCUGACACAGAGGCACUAGACACCCCUGAGCCUGCCACAGAGAGCCCCGACACCCCCGAGCCUGCCAUAGAGGGCCCAGACUCCCCCAAGCCUGACACAGAGGUCCUGGACACCCCCAAGCCUGCCAUAGAGGGCCCAGACUCCCCCAAGUCUGACACAGAGGCCCUGGACACCCUCAAGCCUGCCAUAGAGGGCCUGGACACCCCCACGCCUGACACGGAGGCACUGGCCACCCCUGAGCCUGACAUGGAGGCCCUGGACACCCAGGAGCUUGCCACGGAGGGCCCAGACAUCCCCGAGCCUGACACAGAGGCGCUGGAUACCCCUGAGCAUGACACGGAUACCCUGGGCCCCCCCGAGCCUGCCACAGAGGGCCCGGACACCCUCGAGCCUGACACAGAGGCCCUGGCUCCCCCCGAGCCUGCCUCCAGUGAGAAGGAAAUAGCUGAGGGCCUGGUGGUGCCUGAGUGGGGAGCCUGUCCUGAUGCCGGCGUGCAUGCUGGUGGUGGAGCUGAGCCCUAUUUGCUGCCAAAGAAGGCCCAGGGGGCCGAGAACCAGGAGGGUGGAAGCCUUGAGCUAACGCCCCGGGGUGCCGGGAAGGCUCCCAGGAGCAGCAGCCCAGAGGCGUGUCCUGCUGCCUGCCCCGAGGUCAGCCAGGCACGGUCCCCAAGCCCAGUGGAGGAGGGAAGGGCCACCCCAGGGCCCCAACUUCCAGGGGCUGUGGCCUCAGAGGCCAGGCUGGCCUCCUGCACAGAGUCUCCACUGAGGGCUGUGCCCAAGCUGGGUGGGGGCUGCCCCAAAGAGCCUGCCCCCACAUCCCCACCGCCCUCUUGGCAGCUGGAGACUGUGCUGAGCCUGGACAGUGGUGAGCAGGCCCUGGCAACACCCGGAAUCCCUGGCCCCUCCACACCACAACCCCCAGAAAGCCGUUCCAGAGGCCUGCCCAGGGCACCCCAGGAUAGUAUCCUGAGCCCUGAGCCCUCUGCUGCUGGUGUCCUCAUGGAGGCAGCCCUGCCUCCUAUGGCGCCCCCUGGCUCCUGCCCUUGCCAGGGCCCCCAGGAAGACUCACUGGAGGGCGAGGAGCCCCCGGGCUCUCCAGGCCUCCCAUCGCCCCAGGCAGGAGCCCAGCGGGCGGUGGCUGCCUUCUCAGGAACCACGAAUCCCCCUGGGGCUGGUCAGCGGGUCACCCUCCCACCCCACUCCCCCGUCCUCAGUCCCAAGGCAGCCCCCAAGGGGGGCACCCAUGCCAAAGACCCAGCCUCACAGAUCUCACCCCCCUGCCAAGUGCCUCCUGGCUCUGGGCCCUGGAGCCCAGCCGGCCCUGGAGGGCUCCCAGCCUCCGAGCAGCAGGAUGACCAGGACAGCCUGGAGGAAGACUCCCCACGGGCACCGGGCUCCGGCCAACAUUCAGACAGCCACGGGGAGUCAUCAGCAGAGCUGGAGGAGCAGAACUUCUCAGGACCACAGAGCGCACAGUGCCCGGCCCAGGCUGCGGCAGGCAGUGGCAGCGAGGAGACCGUCGCCAAAGCCAAGCAGAGUCGCAGUGAGAAGAAGGCCCGAAAGGCAAUGUCCAAGCUGGGCUUGAGGCAGAUCCAGGGGGUCACCAGGAUCACCAUCCAGAAGUCCAAGAACAUCCUUUUUGUCAUCGCCAAGCCUGACGUCUUCAAGAGCCCGGCCUCAGACACCUACGUGGUCUUUGGAGAAGCCAAGAUCGAGGACCUGUCCCAGCAAGUGCACAGAGCCGCCGCUGAAAAGUUCAAGGUGCCCGCAGAGCCCUCUGCCCUGGUCCCUGAGUCUGCGCCUGGGCCGCAUGUGAGGCCAUGCGAGGAGGAAGAGCGGGACGAGGAGGAGGAGGAGGUGGACGAGGCGGGGCUGGAGCUGCGGGACAUUGAGCUGGUGAUGGCCCAGGCCAACGUGUCGAGGGCCAAGGCUGUGCGGGCCCUGAGGGACAACCAGAGCGAUAUUGUUAACGCCAUCAUGGAGCUGACAAUGUAGCAGCUGACCAGUGAGCCAGCUCCAUCUCUGCUCCCCAGCUCUGCUGCUCAAUAAAUGGGUGUCCCCUCA
Ceratotherium simum simum (southern white rhinoceros) is the source of this 6765-nucleotide messenger RNA. Lineage: Eukaryota; Metazoa; Chordata; Mammalia; Perissodactyla; Rhinocerotidae. The record is from RefSeq and is a predicted model, not a curated record.